Messenger RNA from Leptonychotes weddellii (Weddell seal), 3751 nucleotides. The record is from RefSeq and is a predicted model, not a curated record. Lineage: Eukaryota; Metazoa; Chordata; Mammalia; Carnivora; Phocidae.
GUUGCUGGGGCGCGGGUGUGGGGAGAAAGCGACUGUGGGAACGUGUCUCGACCGAGCGCUUGGAUUCAGCUUCUUCAUUUCCAGCAUGGAAGAAACUUACAUCGAUUCCCUGGACCCUGAAAAGCUAUUACAAUGCCCCUAUGAUAAAAACCACCAGAUCAGGGCCUGCAGGUUUCCUUAUCAUCUUAUCAAGUGCAGAAAGAAUCAUCCUGAUGUCGCAAACAAAUUGGCUACUUGUCCCUUCAAUGCUCGCCACCAGGUUCCUCGGGCCGAAAUCAGUCAUCAUAUCUCAAGCUGUGAGGAUAAAAGUUGUAUUGAGCAGGAUGUUGUCAACCAAACCAGGAACCUUGGACAAGAGACUCUGGCUGAGAGCACAUGGCAGUGCCCUCCUUGCGAUGAGGACUGGGAUAAAGAUCUUUGGGAACAGACCAGCACCCCAUUUGUCUGGGGCACAGCCAACUACUGUGGCAACAACAGCCCUGCAAGCAACAUAGUUAUGGAACCUAAGAGUAACCUGGCUUCAGGCAUGCGUGUUCCCAAGUCUCUGCCAUAUGUUCUGCCAUGGAAAAACAAUGGAAAUGCACAGUAACUGAAUAGCUCAUCAAAUCCCAGACUCUAGAAGACUCUUGUUUCUUCCUGCUACCAGUGGGUUCUUCGUGGUUUUUUCCUCCUAAUCUAAUUAUAGAAAGAUAAACUGUCUGUGACUUUCAAACUGACAAGUACCCUUUUUUUUCCUCCAUGCUUUGAGUCUUCACUCAUUUGAUGCAACAAAUGAGUUCGAGGGCUGCAGACAGCCCUCAAACUCAGAACUGUUUCAAAUAAAGCAUCAACGUAGAUAGCUUGAUAGUUUGGUUAAGUACCUGCAGCCCCAAGAUCAGAAAUCACAUCCCAUUUCACAUUAAUGAAACAUAAUUAUUUAAAGUUAUCUUAAAGGAUCCAGCUAAAGCAGGCAAGAAACUUGGGUUGGAAAAAGUAACUGUGUAUUUGUGUUCUCUGAUACACAUAGAUCAGAUUCCUUUUAAAAUUUAUAGGAAUGGUCCUUUUUUGAUCAGUGCAUCUCCUUAUCCAGAGUCUUCAAGACAUUGAUAGCAUUUAGAUAGCAAAACACCCCAUUCUUGUUUAGAAUCUGUAGAACACCUUGCUCCCUGAAUAUUUCCAACCUAGAGUAGGUUUCUUUUGUUUCUCUCCCACAUUCCAGCUAGAAAUUGUACUAGCUGUCAAGCCAGGUGUAGAUUAUGUAGGAGUGAAGAUUGGAAUGGAGGAGAGGAACAAUUGUAUGUGUGGAGAAGAGAGAGGCUUUCCACCUAUGUGUGAAAUUUGAUUAAGCUUCAAAGCUUAAAUGUGUGAUGGCCCUGCUGACUCUCCUGGAAUGUGUGUAUAAGAAGUUAGAUUUCUGAAACACCCAAGGCUCUGGCUAGCCUAGCAUUUUGUUGGCCCUUACAAGGAAACUUCAUAAUCUCCCCAGACCAGCUUUUUGUUUGUUUGUAUCUGUGCAUUUUUGUGUGUGUGUUUUUGUUGGUUGGUUGGUUUUUUUCAGGUUUGGUUUGGUUUGGUUCUAAAUCUGUCUGGCAGGGAGAGGGAUUGGGGAUCUGGUAUAGAUAAGGACUUGAAUGAAGCAUAGUGAUAAUUUCAAAAAUGAUCCAUGUAACAUUUUUUGUGAGUAACAGAUAAGGAAGAGUGGGCUCUUGUGGAAUGCCUUCUUUCAUGAUAUUUACACGAAACAGGAUUCUCUCCUAAUAGAAGCAGAGCUGUUUAUUUAGUUGCAGUGCCUAAAAACGGGUCCAAGAUAGCCCCAGUACAAUGGUAUUUCUGCUUCUAGCUGUGUGAUCUUAAGAGAAUAACUAGACCAUUUCCUCUGGAGAGGGUGAUAAUGUAUUGAAGGGGGGAAAACACCCAUUAUGCCACUAAUUCUGAUUAUUUGUGUAUCAAUCAAUACUCACACCAACUUAAGGUUAUUUAAUAGUCUUAUUACUAGAAAAUACAAAACCCUUUUGAUUUCAUUUGGGUGAUAACAGAACAAAACUCUUAUACUACACUUGUAACCCAGAACUCCUACCUAGUUUAGGUAAAACAAGCAAGGUUGUGAGUCUCAUUGCAAAGAAUUAGCUGCAUGAAUACAACUCAACAAAGGAAUCAAAUAGAAACCACAAAAUCACAAAACAUCUAACCAUUUCGAGUAUGAGUAGGAGAAUGCCUACCUGUGUUAAUUUUGUUAGCUCACAAAAUAAAUCCUGUGGUUUCUUCAGUAAACUAAUGAUUAAAGCAGCCAAUUUGUCUGGUCCAGGAGCUUUCUGAGACUGCUUAGGGUAUUUAUUGGGCCUAGAAUUCACUAGUCUGGAUUUAGUUUGCUGGUGAUUUUUGGAGAUUCCCAAAAACUAGAAUAAAGAAGUGACUAUUUAUAGGUCCGUCAGAAUUGGGGAGGAGAAGCUUACCUGUAAGACCCUUUUUUUCAGAGAAUGCUUCCCUUUGGAAUGUGGACAGGUAAGCAGCUGAAUAUUCUUUAAUUUCAGUUAAAGUCAAGUGUUAAUGGGUAAAGGUUAAAAGCAGAGGUGUUUCAAAAGCUUAGCCCAGAGAGCCUUUGAGGCCUGCAUUUCGAUCUUAUCCAGAGCCUCUACAGUCUACCCCAAGGAGAGGAUUUGCUUUUUUGGAAGAUUGCCUUUCUCUGUAGGGGUUCUGGAAGUGCCAUUGUGAUUUGCAAAUGUUCUCACCAGGAAUAAACACAUGUAGGUUAAAAUGAUGCUGAGCUCUCCUGGUAGCUGUACCUGAGCUAAACACGGAGAGUAUCUGGAUUUAAUUUCAAAUAAUGCACUGCAGUAUUCUUUCAUUGUGGAGGCAGAGUGGUAGCUCCUUGUGUUAGUCCUAAUGUCAAACAAAAUGGAUAUACAUAUAUUGGCAUUCUUGGGGUCCUGUAGUUUUUACUGUGCCCAGCUCAUAUUAAGCUCCAAAGUAGGCAGGAACUGAGGAGAUAACAUUAUGCUUAUUAUUGCCAUUUUUAAAGAGGCAGGUUAUAAAAAUCAAGGCGAUUUGUAUACUAAAUUUAAAAUGAUUGAAGCAGGACUGGCCUUGGAAAGGAAACCUUUAAGAAAAUAUUUGUUUUCUUGUGCCAAUUCCGUGAGUAGAAUAAGGAAAACUACCUAUAUACCAUGAGAAAAAUACUGUAGUGACUGCUCAUUCUUUUGAUCACUGUCUCCCUGGUACCAUUAAGGUUCAGAACAUAUUCACAUCCUACUUUACAGCCAUGGCCUCUUGAGAGGCCACUGAAGACACUUGAACCUGUUACCCAUACCCAGUCUCAGGUGACUUUUUAUUCCAGCCAUACCGAGGUCUGAUAAAUGCAGACCUGUGUAUGAACAGGGCAUUUGCCCUUUACACAGCAAUUCCACUGCCUGGUCCGACUCACUUAACUUAUAAACUUGGUAACUGGUGAGACAAAUAUAAAAGUUCAGAUUGUUUAUAGCUAGGAAAAAUAGCAUCCUAAGGCCGACAAUAACCCUGGAGAUCAACCAUAUGGUCAGCAGAUUUGCAUUUGUGUUUACCUUAUUUAAAGAUUGUUUUAUAUAAAAACUAAAAUAGCAUAAGAAUCUUUGAGGAAACAUGAAGAAGACAAGUUUAGUUUUAUUUUAUAUAUGCACACACACAAUUGUAUGGAGGAAAUAAAUCCAGGUUGUAUGAAAAGUUGCAUAUGAACCCAGCCAUGCCUCCUCAUUUUUAUUAAAAUACUUGUCACUGAAAUAAAUAUGUUUUCCUAGUU